AUGAUGCGAUCACUGGCUCAGAUCGACCUUGACUCCAUGUCUCUCACUGCCGUACCAUCCGAAUUCCCCUCUCUCCCUCAGCACAAGAUCCUUGAUCUUCCUCAGAAUAGCCUGACCGGUUCUUUUCCUUCUCUAGCCAACCUCACUUCUUUGCAGGAACUCCACUUUAAAAAAAACAACUUCACUAGCAUACCACCAGGCUUCUUUGUAGACCUCGCUAGUACAUUACAAGUUUUGAUCCUUAGUGAUAAUCCCUUUCUGCCUUCUUGGACAAUACCCAUUGAACUGACCCGGUUCGCAGGUCUAAGAUCAUUCUUUGUGACAGGGCAGCUUCCUGGUAUUUUUCAUUCUUUCCCUCUGGUGAAUCUGAGCCUUUCUCAAAAUAAUUUGUUUGGGUCCUUACCAGACUCUCUCAGGAUGUCUCAAAUUAAGAAUAUGUGGCUUCAUGACCAGAUGCUAUCUGGUACUAUAGAUGUGUUAUCAAACAUGACCUCUUUGGUCACAGUUGCGCUAUAUGGCAAUCAAUUUACAGGCCCCAUUCCGGAUUUUUCCAAUUGCAAGUUGUUAGAAGAGUUGCGACUAGACAACAAUCAACUCACUGGAGUUGUCCCCUUAUCCCUGGCAUUGCAUGCUAGUUUGAAAGUUGUUAACUUGACAGCCAACAAAUUACAAGGUCCUUUCCCCCUUUUAUUGCAAACUCAACUGAACGCCGGUCUUGAUGAUAAUAACUUCUGCACAAAUACGGGAACCUCUUGUGAUCCACAAGUUACAACAUUGCUCGAGAUCGCAGUUGCGUUGGGAUAUCCACUGAAGCUAUCUGAUUCUUGGAGUGGUAACGACGCAUGCAAAAGUUGGCCAUUUAUAACGUGUGACUCAGAGAAAAGCAUUAAUACGAUUAGUCUAGGGAUGCAACAUUUUGGAGGAACAAUAUCUCCUGCAUUUGUCGAUGUUCCUGGAUUGCAGUAUUUAUACCUCAAUGACAAUAACUUGACAGGUCCUAUUCCUGAUAGCUUGACAAAGUUACCCCAGCUGCAGGUCCUUGACGUUUCCAAUAAUAAUCUCUCUGGAAACAUCCCACUUUUUGAACCGUCUGUCAAAUUGCGUAUCACUGGAAAUCCUUUACUCUUUACAGGCACAAAUGGAAAAAGGGGAGUCAUAAGAGUAAUUGUCAUAAUAGCGGCAACUUUAGGGGCAAUUGCUGGAGUCUUUUAUGCCUUUCUUCUGGGAAAGAGGAUUGCUAAACACGAAGCAAGGAAGAAAAGAAGUGAAGUGGUGUAUAGAGAGGAACCAUCUUCGAAAUUUUUGCAUAAUAAUGUGCUUAGAAACAAUAAAAACUGAGUCAGGCUGCAGGAGCUUGAACUAUUCAAUUUUCAUAAACUAGCUAUAGCGACAAACAACUUUCAUCCUACCAAGAAGCUUGGCCAGGGUGGUUUUGGUCCAGUACACAGGGGAUUAUUUCCGGACGGACAAGAAAUAGCUGUCAAAAGACUUUCAAGAGCAUCAGAGCAAGGGCUAGAAGAAUUUACGAAUGAAGUGGAGGUGAUCUCCAAACUCCAGCAUCGAAACCUUGUCAAACUUCUUGGCUGCUGUGCCGAAGGGGAAGAAAAGAUGCUGGUCUAUGAAUAUAUGCCAAAUAAGAGUCUGGAUGAUUUUGUAUUUGGUAAGAGCAAACAACCAGUCCUUGAAUGGAGGAAACGCUUCAACUUUAUAGAAGGCAUUGGACGAGGUCUUCUAUACCUCCAUAGGGAUUCUGGGCUGCGGAUUAUUCAUAGAGAUCUAAAGGCAAGUAAUAUUCUUUUGGAUGAAGCUCUGCAUCCAAAAAUUUCCGACUUUGGAAUGGCAAGGAUUUUUGGAAACAAUGAACAUCAAGCCAAUACUAAGAGGGUUGUUGGAACAUAUGGUUACAUGUCUCCUGAAUAUGCAAUAGAAGGUCAAUUUUCAGAGAAAUCUGAUGCAUUUAGCUUUGGGGUAUUGCUUCUGGAGAUUAUUAGUGGAAGAAAAAACACAAGUUUUUAUAAGGACAAGCAUGAUUUAAGCCUCUUGGAACAUGCUUGGAGAUUGUGGAAUGAAGAAAACAUUUUGGCUUUGGUCGAUCCAGGGAUAUCCAUCUCCGAUCCAAGUUUUCACCUAGAAAUUUCGAGAUGCAUCCAUGUGGGACUGCUAUGUGUGCAAUACUUUGCGAAAGAUGGGCCAACCAUGUCGACAGUGACUUUGAUGCUUAGUAGUGAGAUCGAGAACCUUCCUACAACCAAGCAAUCACCAUUCAUUGAUGAGAAAACUGCCAUGGAUCGGUACUCUCAGACAAGCCAAAAAAGUUGUAACUUUGACAAUUGAUCAGGCAGCAAAACCAGCGCCUUUUCUCAUAUCAGAAAGGAGUUUUUGACAGCAAGCAUGGGAAUAUAUGGCAAUGUGUGGUGGCUUCAAGUUCCGGGUGUUUCUGCAGUCAUUCUAAGGGGACUUUCAUCUACUUUACAUUGGAAUGACUCAAGUCCCUUAUCUUCAAAGGGGCUUCCUCUUCAGCCUCUCCUUGAUGCCAAAAGGGUGUUUCAUGCUUUGGUGGUAGUCUUGUGCAGGCAAAAGCUCUAGAGGAGAAAAGAAAGUCAUAGCAGUAAAAGUGCAGUGAAGUUUCUUUUUCUGUUUUUGUUUUUGAUACAUAAUAUAUUAUGAAAUUAUUAUUAUUUAAGAAUUAUAAAUUUAAUAAAAAAAAUUUAU
Molecule: messenger RNA, 2712 nt
Organism: Theobroma umbraticum
Lineage: Eukaryota; Viridiplantae; Streptophyta; Magnoliopsida; Malvales; Malvaceae
Source: RefSeq, a predicted model, not a curated record